Molecule: messenger RNA, 2525 nt
Organism: Morone saxatilis (striped sea-bass)
Lineage: Eukaryota; Metazoa; Chordata; Actinopteri; Moronidae
Gene: slc26a11
Product: solute carrier family 26 member 11
Exons: 15
Coding region: 359-2140 (593 amino acids)
Biological process (GO): transmembrane transport
Cellular component (GO): membrane
Molecular function (GO): secondary active sulfate transmembrane transporter activity
Source: RefSeq, a predicted model, not a curated record
CGCUGUCUCGCGCUUCAUCAGCGAAAUGACACAUUUUAGGAAGUGGUUUCAGAGAAAUGUUCAGCUGCGUUUUGACAGAAAGGGACAUAAAAUCUCAGCUGAUCCGGUGGAUAAUGGGAACAAUCACAGCGUUCAUCUGGAGACAUGGCGUCCACUUUCUUUGAUGUGCUGUGCAUUUGUCCAAUAAAGCACGCAGACAAACUGACACAUGCACACAGAGCACUUGUUGGUUGUGUUUCCCGUGCAGGGAAAGAGGAAAAACAGGACGAAACAGACAGCACCUCCCAAAGGUCAAUGAGUGACAUUUAAAGCAGAGGAAUAAACGUAAUCGCUUUGUGGUCUCUCUUCCCCUUGAGCGAUGGACCGGCCUCUUCUGGGACGAGUAUCAGCUGUCAGCCGGGCCUGCUGCUCCUACAGCACCCUGAAGGCCUGGCUGCCCAUCCUCUCCUGGCUGCCCAGGUACAAGCUGAAGUGGCUUCAGAUGGACCUGCUCGCAGGCCUCACCGUCGGGCUCACGACUGUACCGCAGGCGCUGGCUUAUGCUGAAGUGGCCGGCCUUCCCGUGCAGUACGGACUCUACUCUGCCUUCAUGGGGGGCUUCAUCUACGCCCUCUUGGGGACCUCUAAGGAUGUGACGCUGGGUCCCACGGCCAUCAUGUCCCUCCUGUGUUUCUCCCUGGUGGGGGGGCAGCCACACCGGGCUGUGCUGCUCAGCCUCCUCUGUGGACUCAUCCAGGCUGUAAUGGCAUUACUGAGAUUAGGUUUCCUGCUGGACUUCAUCUCUUUCCCUGUAAUAAAGGGCUUCACUUGUGCUGCUGCGGUAACCAUUGGCUUUGGCCAGGUCAAGAAUAUUCUGGGACUCCAGGGCAUUCCCCAAGAGUUCUUCCUGGAGGUUUAUUACACCUUCUACAAGAUCCCAGAAGCCAGGAUAGGUGAUGUGGUACUGGGCCUUCUAUGUCUCGCUCUGCUGGUCAUGUUGUUGUAUAUGAAGACGAAUCUGGGCUCCGACGACACUCCUUGCUCCACCUACUCCAGACUCGCCAGGAAACUAGUGUGGACUGUUGCUACCAUGCGUAACGCUCUGGUGGUCGUGGCUGCUUCCUUCGUUGCAUUUUCCUGGGAUGCUUAUGGUCACCAUGUGUUUACAAUCACUGGGAAAACUUCCCAGGGGCUCCCACCGUUCAGACCCCCACCCACCUCAGACACCACAGCCAACGGCAGCGUUGUCUCCUUUGGAGAGAUUGUAGAGGGCUUUGGAGGAGGGCUUGCUGUGAUUCCCUUCAUGGGUCUGUUGGAGAGCAUUGCUAUUGCUAAAGCUUUUGCCAGCCAGAACGACUACAGAAUUGAUGCCAACCAAGAACUGCUGGCGAUAGGUGUGACCAACAUCAUGGGUUCCUUUGUGUCAGCCUACCCUGUGACUGGCAGCUUUGGGAGGACAGCGGUGAACUCUCAGACUGGUGUUUGCACUCCAGCUGGAGGGAUCGUCACCAGUGUGAUAGUGUUGCUUUCCCUGGCGUUCCUCAUGCCAGCCUUCUACUACAUCCCCAAAGCUUCUCUAGCUGCUGUUGUCAUCUGUGCGGUAGCUCCCAUGGUGGAUUACCAUGUCGUGACUAAGAUUUGGAGGAUACGCAAACUGGACCUGCUGCCUUUCACUGUGACAUUCCUGAUGAGUUUUUGGCAGGUGCAGUACGGCAUUGUAGGAGGUGUAGCUGUAUCUGGAGCCUUGCUGUUGUACAACAUGGCAAGACCACAGAUAAAGGUGUCUGAUCACGGUGUGCUGGUGAUGGAGUUGGGCAGUGGACUCAGCUUUCCUGCCACAGAGUACCUCAGCAGCAUCAUACACACUCAGGCUCUGCAGGCGUCUCCUCCACGGUCAGUGGUCCUGGAUUGCCACCAUGUCAGCAUCAUAGAUUACUCAGUGAUCAGUGAGCUCAGUGACCUGCUGAGGCAGUUCAAACUACGUGAAGUGCGACUGGUCUUUUCCAGAUUGCAGCCCUCUGUUCUGGAGGUUCUACUAGCAGCGGAUCUGCAGGGCCUCAGGUAUACAGACAGUGUGGAGGCAGCGCUGCAGAUGGAGUCGGGAGCAUCCUCAAUGACUGACACAAAAACCGUCCAAUCACAGACUGAAGAGGAUGUUUGAGGCGGGGGAGAGGCAAUGCAGCGACAACACUGAUCAGUGACAUUUCUGAUCUGGGGUUAUUGGGGCUGUUAUGAAGUUGAUAGUAAUGAACUACCUCCAACAACUGAUUUUCUGGCUGUAAGGUGUACGGUGACUGCCAGUGAUGCCCCUCUUUUUCCUGUCAAAGGAAAAUGUUGCACUGAACUUUACAUGUGUUAAACUUGACUUUGGAAAUUAUUGUGGAAUCUCAACACUACAAUACCAUCACACAACAACAUUGGACCAGAACUCGAAUACUGGGUUUUAUAGCAUUUUGUAUGCUGUUGAAGGACAUUAUAUGUAUAUAUGUAUAUAUAUUUUUUUUUUCUUUUUUUUUUUCUAACAAAUAAUGUUUUAAGGCUGAAGC